Nicotiana tabacum (common tobacco) is the source of this 2205-nucleotide messenger RNA. The record is from RefSeq and is a predicted model, not a curated record. Lineage: Eukaryota; Viridiplantae; Streptophyta; Magnoliopsida; Solanales; Solanaceae.
CUAAAACCCCAUAUGGAUUUAUCCGCUUUAUAGCUUAAUUUUCUCUAGUUUCCCUCAGCUUAGCUUUGUAUGUUGGAUACAAAAAUGUUUUGUCACUUCCCUGCUUCUUUUUCUUCAAUUUGCAUGGCUUUUCGUGCAAAUUAAGAGUUUUUUUUGGUUGUUUUACCGGAGCUGCUAAAUUUGAGUUUUCAAGAACUUCCCAUUAGAAAAAUGAAAUGGGUUGUGUUUGCAAAUUCGAAAACAAGAGAUUGAUCUAAAAUUCUCGUCAAGGCUUCCCCUUUUUGGUGGUUUUGUAAGAAUGAACUUAUUUUGGCUGCAUAUGUAGCAUGGCACCUGCUCAACAUAUAGGACAGACAGCUUUAGAUAGGAAACCAAAUUUUUCUGUUAAAAUUGCUGCUUCUGGUAAAACGAACACUUUACCAUAUAAUUCCGAGAAGAAAGGUUUCAACUAUAGAUAUAACAUUGUUCAAAUGGAAAGUACCUUGAAUGCACGGACUACUAAAGCUUCAAACAGUGCCACGGAUGUGGCUGUCGAUGUAACUGGGUUUGCAAGAAGCAGCGACAUCAGAUUAGCUACGAAGGAAGAUCCUGAUGAAACUGAAUACUCGAGCUCAUUUGCUGACACUACAUCUGGAAAUGAUAAUGGUUCUGGGCCAAGUGAUGCCGAAGUGGAGUCACGAUUCUAUGAUGAUAGUGGCUUGGUAUCUUCAUUCGACGGAUUUGGCAGCUUGUUUCCAAUAAGGAAGAAAAAGUUAACUGCUCACUGGAGAGACUUUAUACGUCCCAUAAUGUGGCGGUGUAAAUGGGCAGAACUCAAGAUCAAAGAGCUUCAGUUGCAGGCAGCAAGGUACAACAGAGAGAUAUCAGCGCUUGAUGGGAAAAAACAUCGGGCAUUAGAUCAAGCUACUUUGGAAGAGUCAGGCUCGAAAUCAUUGCCAUUUAUUUAUCCAAGGCUCAGGAAAAAGGCCAUGAAGAGGAGAAAGAGGAAAAGAGUUGAGGAUGGAACAGAUAUUGCAGCACAAAUGUCCACUCAUAACCUUUUCUCUUAUUUUGAAAAUAAAAAGCUGGAUUUGGAUGGUACACCAGCUGGAGAUGAUAUUAGUAAUGCAGCACUGGCAGAACAGAAAUCCAAUGGCCAUGAUGAGUUUGGUAAUGAUGAUGAUUUGUCAAUUCUGGAAAGCAGCAAUAGUUUUCUAGAGCAGAUCCUUCGCAAAAUUGAACUUGUACAUAGUCGGGUUCAUAAGUUGAAGGACCAACUUGAUACAGUGAUGACGAAAAAUGCAAUAAAGUUUUCUUCCUCUGAGAAUCUGAUGUCAAUUGAUGGACAGGCUAGCUCUAUUCGUAGCCCUACAUUCUCGGCAUGCAAUGGAGACACAAUAUCAGCUGGAGGUUUAUAUGCAACAUCUCAGCACAUGGUAGAUUAUGAUCUUGGAGAUUUUGUCAUGCCUGACAGUACAAUGUCAAGCUAUGGAGAGGCUAUGCCUAUUCCUGACAUUAUUGAAAGUACAGUAGGACUUUUAUCCUCUGUGGAUGUCACGCAGCAGCAGGCACAAGUCGGAGAUUCAAGCGAAAGAAUUGUUGAUAACAUUCUCAUACAUAAUGAAGUAGGACACAUUUUGACGAUGACUCCUGACAAAUCCUUGGAGAAGCAUCAAGAUGUGAGAAAUAAUGUGGAAGAAGAAAGCUCUAAUCCACCGCCCCCUGCAUCAGAUCCUAAUGCGGCAGUUAAAGCAUCCACAUCUCAGAAGAAUCCACCUCCCCCUGCAUCAGAAUCUAAUGCAGCAGUUAAAGCAUCGACAUCUCAAGAGCAAUCAACAUUUAAGUCGAGCUUAGCCUCGGAUAUCCGUUUUCCCAGAAACAAAAGAAAGCGAGGAGAACGUAAAGCCGGUUCAGUUGGUUGGAAUCGUAAAAUGCCGGGUGAACUUAAUAGCCAGUGACUCUUAUAUAUAGAACAUGUUUUGACUUAAAGCAAGUGGGUAUUACGCACUUGCUGAACUGCUCAAAAUAGUCUGCUCAUUUGGGAUCUUUCUUAUUGCAAUACUUGUGGACUUUUAAUUUUGAGGAUGCCAUACUCUAAUAGUAGUCAGGUAGAGCUGAAGUGGUUUGAGUAUCACGAUAGGUAGGGUAACCUUUGUAGAUCAGAUAAUGUAUCUUUUACCAUUCGCACUGCUAAUCAAUUGAACACCCUUUUGAAGCAAGUAGAAA